CCCUCAUUGAGAUACUACAGACAGUGAUCGAAUUAUCGACAACGUUCACUUCAACUUGCGGACCGUCAACUUGCGGACCAUCAACAUGUCCAUCAAACAGUGCUGUCUCGAAGGCUUCAAAUGGGAGGGGGAACCUGUCGGCCGCAUCGAAAAGCUCGAGGGUGCGGAUGUGUAUGUCACUGGCGAAAACAACAAGGCUGCGAUCCUCGUCGUUCCCGAUCUCUACGGCUGGUCAUUUCCCAACGUCCGGCUGCUUGCGGACCACUACGCCCAGGAGGCCAAUGUGACCGUCUACGUUCCCGACUUUUUUGCCGGCGAGGUCUUGCCCCUUGAUCUUCUCUUGGCUGAGCGAUAUGCCGAAAUUGAUUUUGCGGGUUUCAUGGCCCGGAAUUCCCGAGAUAUCCGCGAGCCGCUCAUCUUUGCCUGUGCGAAAACUCUCCGCGAGAGGCACGGCAAGCUCGGGGCCGUCGGCUUCUGCUAUGGAGGGUGGGCAGCCUUCCGGCUCGGGGCGCGAGAGCAUCAGCCGCCUCUGGUAGAUUUCAUCACAGUAGGCCAUCCAUCGCUCCUGACGACAGCGGAUAUCGACGGGGUCGGCGUGCCUGUGCAGGUGCUUGCGCCAGAGAUGGAUCAUGUGUACACGGCGGAACUGAAGCUGCAUACUUUCCAGACUCUACAGUCGUCUGGCUUGCCAUUUGACUAUCAGCAUUUUCCAGGCGUCGCGCAUGCGUGUCUCGUGAGAGGAGAUGGGAAGAAAGAUGGCGAACGAGCCGCGAUGGCCAGAGGCAAGAAUGCAGCAGUAGCAUGGAUGGGACAGUUUUUACGCGACGAGUGAGAGUACACCAAUACUCCAGCGUGUUGACAAGUGCUGCAAUGUCUCGCUUGGCCUUUUCUCUACUGGUAGAUCAAUAAUGACAUAUAUUUAUUGCCAU
Messenger RNA from Ilyonectria robusta, 929 nucleotides. RefSeq names its product Alpha/Beta hydrolase protein. Bases 86 to 832 code for a protein of 248 amino acids. The record is from RefSeq and is a predicted model, not a curated record. NCBI's taxonomy places the organism in Eukaryota, Fungi, Ascomycota, Sordariomycetes, Hypocreales, Nectriaceae. Gene Ontology annotation, molecular function: hydrolase activity. The transcript has a single exon.